This is a messenger RNA of Caretta caretta (loggerhead turtle), 1462 nucleotides long. RefSeq names its product Sp6 transcription factor (gene SP6). The record is from RefSeq and is a predicted model, not a curated record. NCBI's taxonomy places the organism in Eukaryota, Metazoa, Chordata, Testudines, Cheloniidae. Gene Ontology annotation, biological process: regulation of transcription by RNA polymerase II. Gene Ontology annotation, molecular function: RNA polymerase II cis-regulatory region sequence-specific DNA binding; DNA-binding transcription factor activity, RNA polymerase II-specific.
AUGCUCACGGCCGUCUGCGGCUCUCUUGCCAAUCAGCGCUCGGAGACGCCGCGCGUCGCCUCCCCGCACUCGGACCUGCAGCCCCUGCAGCCCUACCAGCCCCACGCCAGCUCCGAGGCGAGCGGCGACUUCCCCUCCCCUCUCCAGUCCACGGAACUCCAGCACCUGCCCUUGGUGGGCCCCGGGGUGGAGUUCGCGGCCGCCCCCGGCUACGAUCUGCAUGGCUCUUCGAGGCUAGACCUGGAUGGUGACAGCCUGCUGGCCCCCGGCGCAUACUCCAAGCUCCUGCAGCCGCCUCCCGAAAUGGCCCACCCCUAUGAGCCCUGGUUCAGGCCCUCGCACCCCGGCAACGCCGCCGAGGAUGGCGGCGUGAAUCCCUGGUGGGACCUCCAUGCCGGAUCCAGCUGGAUGGAGCUGUCGCCGGGUCAAGGCGGCCUCCAAGCCCCUGGCCCCGCGGGCGGACUCCAGCCGGUGCUGGGGGGGUACGGCUCCGCCGAGCCCCAGCUCUGUGGCCCGCCACACCACCUCCUGCCCUCGGCCCAGCACCUGAUGGGCCAGGAAGGGCCGAAGCUGCUCGCCUCGCCUCCGGAGCCGCACGUUCUCGAGCAGGCCGUGGACGGUACCGCCAGGGCAAAGAGCUCGAGGCGCUCGGUGCCCCGGAGCGCCGGGCAGGCGGCGUGCCGCUGCCCGAACUGCCAGGAGGCCGAGAGGGUGGGGCCGUGCCCGGACGGGGCCAAGAAGAAGCAUCUGCAUAACUGCCACAUCCCCGGCUGCGGCAAGGCCUACGCCAAGACCUCCCACCUGAAAGCCCACCUACGUUGGCACAGCGGGGACCGGCCCUUCGUCUGCAACUGGCUCUUCUGCGGCAAGCGCUUCACCCGCUCCGACGAGCUUCAGCGGCAUCUCCAGACCCACACGGGGACCAAGAAGUUCACCUGCCCCGUGUGCAGCCGGGUCUUCGUGAGGAGCGACCACCUCAGCAAGCACGUGAAGACGCACGAGGGGGCCAAAGAGGGAGCGGAGGGGGAGGGCAAAGGCGGGGCAGACCCGCCGGGGAAAGGCAAGAGGGAGCCCGAGGCCGGCAGCUCCAGCCCCGUGACCCAGUCCAACUGAGCCUCUCCCCCCACCCCCCGCCGAGACGCCCCCUCCUCUCUCCGUCACCGCAGGAUGGACGCUCCCCCCCUGACGCCAGGUCUCCCUCGGUGGGGCCGCGCUUUGGGCCGUGGCCCCGGGGCGUACGUGGCGGUGUGCUCUGAGCAAGAAGCUAUUUAUUCUGUAGGAGGGAAGUAUGCAAUCUCGGUGCGUGGGGCACGGGGCCUCUCCUCCCACGGGGGGCUGGGAGGGUCAGGCCUGGGGGCUGGUCUCCGAACCGCAAGAGGGAGGACAUUAAGGGGUUAAGGGCUGGGACCUUUUUUUUAUUUUUUCUUUUUCUUUUGAAGGAUCUGAGUUGAGGCACUGUGCC